AUGACGCCACCAAUUGCAUGCUUCUACGGGAGGACAAGCUUUACUUUAUCACGAUCACAAAGAACAACACCAGGUCGCUCAAGUGUGUCAACGUGUGGGAUUCACACGGCAAGGUGGCGACUUUGGCAACGUGGACGAGCCUUCCCAUGGGCUUGCAUCAAGAAACAUACGACGCCCCAUGCCGGUACAAUAACACCUCACUUGUUUACUGCGCUGGAAAGCUGGUGCUUGCAAACUUGAUUCCAGACAGUGUCGAUGCACAAACCCAAGUUGGUUUUGUCUAUCUGGAUGAAGCAUCCAGACAGUGGCAACCCUUGGCAACUAUGCCUAGAGAGAAUAUGCCGGCAGAGCUUAGAAAAGUUGGGCUGCGAGCAGGCAAUAUGCGUGAGUGGAGUUUGAUAGUGGCGGGAGGGGAGACGGAGAUCACCUUGUUCAUAACUCACUUAACGUUCGGUUGGGGUUGCAUUUACAAUAAGGAAACCGGUAUCUGGCGACCAGCUUGUGGCCUAAGGUCCGAAGGUGGUAUGCUGUAUCCUUUCAAGCCAUCAUUCCAUCCAGUCUCCAUUUAG
Molecule: messenger RNA, 569 nt
Organism: Selaginella moellendorffii
Lineage: Eukaryota; Viridiplantae; Streptophyta; Lycopodiopsida; Selaginellales; Selaginellaceae
Exons: 2
Coding region: 18-569 (183 amino acids)
Source: RefSeq, a predicted model, not a curated record